AUGCGACCACCACGCCUCCUCGUUUUUCUUUUCUGUCUUAUCUUCUUCCCUAUCUUUCUGACGUUGUUCUCCGCGCUUUCUUCCUCACAUGUGGCGACACCCAGCACCUUGACCGGACCGGCUUCCGGAUUGCAUGCGCUAUUUUCUUUCAACAUUCCGACGUCCCUUUUCCCGCCCUCCGCCAUUAUCAGCCUUACUGACGACAAUUCGACCUUCUUCCUGGCCCGCCCGGCGGCCUUUGGCCCGCUCUUACCAAGCAAAGGUCUUAGUGGCCAGAUUUGGGUCGGUAGUGGAUUCGGCGAAGGAGGAUUGGCUGCUGGUACCGAGGGCGAACUAGGCUGCUCCGAUAUCCCAGGAUGGAGUGACACAAAGCAGGAGACUGUCUCCAGGGGUGCAGAGCAGAAGUCCGGCAAGUCCGGCAGUGGUACAGUGAAAGAAGGGGUUGUUUUACCAAAUUCGCGAUCAUCAUUACAACAUGAUAUCUCCAGGCUGAAUGAUCGAGGCGACUUUGUUGCGACUCCAUCCUCGAAUGACGGCACCGAUGACCACUUACAUCACCCCUGCCCGAGUCCAUCGACGCAUGCCGAUAUCCAAUCUCUCCAAGAAACUGCCGAAAUCCAGGGCAAGGUUGUUCUCUUAAGCCGUGGGGGAUGUGGGUUCCUGGAAAAGGUCAAGUGGGCUCAACGGCGCGGGGCUGUUGCUUUGAUUGUGGGCGAUGACACUCGUGGAGGUAGCCUGGUCACCAUGUAUGCGCGGGGUGAUACAUCCAACGUUACCAUUCCAGCCUUGUUCACCUCGCACACAACCGCUCACUUGCUCUCCUCAUUAAUCCCAGGGCAUUCGUCAGCAAACGCUGACCUUGGUCAAAUAUUCAAAUCUUUACAAGCAAGUCUGGCUGGCCAGACUCUUGUGGACGUCCAGAAAGCUACUGCCACAGCUACACCAGUUGCGAGUGCUACACCAACUCCCAUUUCCUCUGCAACUCAAGACGAACCAAUCGCUAGCACGAAGUCAAGUAUCGGAUUCUUCCGCAAAAUUGGCUCUUUAUUUGGUCUCUGCAACAAGUUGAGCCAUUCCGGAAGCGAGCAACAUGGCCAACGCUCGCCCGGCAGUGGCAACCUUGAACUGAAGGGAUCGAGCUCAUGGAGUCCUGUAUUCGAAUCGCGGGUCGAUCGUUCUAAGAUAUCGACAGAAAAAAGCCAUGGAAGAGAAGGCAAAGCUGAGAGGAAAGAUGUCACUCAACCAGGCCUUGAAACAUCUGAAGACAUCACGAACGAUGACUUUGUCAUCGGAGUUCAAGACUGGCGAGACCCUGAUGUGAUGCUCCCGCGAAGCAGCUUACUUCCAACCGCUACUACUUCUGUGAAUGGUAAAGACACGGUUAAGACAUCCACCCUGCAAGUCGAUGCUUUAUCUUCGCCUAAUGUUCUCCGCGGAGGAAGCAUUACGCCCGGGAGUGGGGAGUACCAAAGUAUCGAUAAGUCCACAGGGAAGUUUCGUGACACCGACGCCAAAGAGAUCGGAAUCGAGGCCCAUAUAAGACCUGGCGCAUCAGAUUCCACGGCGAAGAACUGGUUUUCGAGUCAUUUCGGCUGGACCGAGGACAAGAUCCAAGCUGACAUGGUUCAAGACGUAAUGCCAUCUCCUUCUCUCUCGGUCCUGAAUAUCGCAGCGAACACACAGACCCCCAGUGCCGCAAAGGCCAGCAGCCCUGCUGCGGUAUUCUCUGAACAUGAGGGCUUAUGGGUUACUUUGACCCCAACGAGCAUGUCGACCAGUCCAUUCUUUGAUACGCUUCUGGUCCUCGUGGUUAGUCCUCUAUUGACACUAACAGUGGUUUAUGCACUCUUACUGCUCCGAUCUCGGAUUCGGCGCCGCCGCUGGCGUGCUCCCAAAUCAGUUGUUGAGCGUCUCCCUGUCCGAACAUACCAUACAAUCUCCACGUCCUCCUCCACCAGCUCCACUCGGUCGUGCAGUCCGGGUUCUAUUACGCAGACAUCUCCUCUCCUCGGAAAUGAACGCAGACGUAGUCCAUCCCGACCAGUUCGGUCACGCUCACAGACAAUCGCAGGAGCCCCAGUUUCUGCCCCUGCGCCAAGGGAGGAGAAGUCGCAUAGCGUGCAGUCAGGGUCGACUUUAUGGCGCCGCAAAUACACUGGAAGACAAGUUGAGUGCGUUGUGUGCCUUGAAGAAUAUGUCGAUGGACAAAGCCGGGUGAUGAGAUUGCCUUGUGGGCACGAGUUCCACGCGGAGUGCAUUACGCCUUGGCUGACGACUCGUCGACGGACCUGUCCUAUUUGCAAGGGUGACGUCGUUCGUUCUUUGGCCCACACGCAUGACGAGGACUCUCAGGCUCACGACGAACAGCCUGCCAAUACUAAUGGCCAAGAAGAGGCUUCUCGGCUGGACUCGUCGUCCGCGCCUGUCCUCAUAGUGGGCGUGAAUGAUGACGGUUCAGAUGCCGAACAGAACGCAGGGCUUCUAGACGGCCGGCCAACAUCGGCACCACAGUCUAGUUGGCGGCAUCUGGCUUCCUUCAGUCUUUCCGCCCUUAGUGGCGACACGAUUUGGCACCAGGCUCGUGCGGAUCGGAACCGCUGA
Molecule: messenger RNA, 2601 nt
Organism: Penicillium chermesinum
Lineage: Eukaryota; Fungi; Ascomycota; Eurotiomycetes; Eurotiales; Aspergillaceae
Product: PA and RING finger domain protein
Exons: 3
Coding region: 1-2601 (866 amino acids)
Source: RefSeq, a predicted model, not a curated record